This is a messenger RNA of Uranotaenia lowii, 2203 nucleotides long. RefSeq names its product BTB/POZ domain-containing protein 17 (gene Tango10). The record is from RefSeq and is a predicted model, not a curated record. Bases 340 to 1824 code for a protein of 494 amino acids. The transcript is spliced from 6 exons. NCBI's taxonomy places the organism in Eukaryota, Metazoa, Arthropoda, Insecta, Diptera, Culicidae. Gene Ontology annotation, molecular function: protein binding.
AAACGUCAAAAACGAAAAAAGUGCAAUCCCCAACGUAAACAGAACGAUUUUCCACAGCAGUCUUUUACGGAUAUAAUCGCAUAAUUCGAAAAUUAUUUAAGUUUUUUACCCUAGCAAAAUAUUACAUAUUGUACAAAUAUUUUUGGUUCAGUAAUUUAGUGAAAGUGAUUCUUUAUCGAUUCAGCUUAAUCCACGGAUUAGCGCCCGAAAAUUUUGCAUCACACAAGAAUGUAGUUAACCGAACUACUCAUCAGUUCACCUCACUUUAGUAAAAUAAUUGCCAGAGAAGUUUUUAUUCGCUUAAGUUGAAUUUUCACCGCCCAUUAGUCCAACCGUAGCAUGGACGAGCAAGUCAGCCAGGACUCGUGCGAUGUGGAAGUGAUGAACAACUCCAAAGGGGUGCUGCUGAAGAUUGCCAACCUAUACGCAGAGCAGCUUAUGUCCGAUGUAGUUUUGGUCGUUGGUUCGAAUCGGUAUCCGGCCCACCGGGUCAUACUGUGUGCCAGCAGCGAUGUCUUCCAGGUUAUGCUGAUGAACCCGGAAUGGAACGAAUGUCGUGAAAGUGUUAUAGAGCUCAAGGAGAGCCCAAUGUGUUCGAUGGUGUUUCCGCAGUUUUUGAAAUAUUUGUACGUGGGGCAGAUUAAGGUUUCCAUUCAGACUGUGAUGCCGAUGCUGGAGCUGGCCGAUAAGUACAACAUCAAGGACCUUGUCGAGCUGUGCGUGGACUAUAUGUUGAAGCACGUGGCCAAGGCAGCGACUCAAGGCUAUCUGGUUUCCUGGUAUCAAUAUACCAUUUCGCUAGGCUGCAAUCACGUCCAGUUGACGAGGGCAUUGCAAAAUUUUCUGAAAUGGAAUCUGGAUAUUGUAUCAGAAUCGAACGAUUUUAACGAGCUGUGUGGAAUGAUACUGGUGAUGCUGCUACAACAGAACGAUUUGGUGGUACAGAGUGAAUUUACGUUGUUUGAAUACCUCGAAAAAUGGUUAUUCUUCAAAAAAGAUCAGUUGGAAAAAGAGCUGGAUAUGACGGAGGAGGAAAAACUAUACGAACUGAUCAGUACCAUCGAGGCCGUUUUCGUACAUGUCCGGUUUGCGAUGAUGUCGCCGGCCGAGUUAGCCCAGAUUCUUGUGCGACCCAUAAUGUCCUACCACAAACAAUUCUUCGUCGAACGAGUAGCGAUUGGGAUGAGCUUCCAUUCGGGUCAGGACGAACAAAUCCGGGAGAUUCGAAAUCAACCAAAUGGAGCGCUUCAGUUUACGCCUCGUCUCUAUACCACCGAUGUUUGGGGCCUGAGCAUGACGAUUCCGGAGUUUGAGCAGGUGGAAAAUUAUCGCAACUUUGCGGCAUACUUUUUUUCGCAGAAAAAUUUGUCCGAGUGUCAUGAAGAGCAAAGCGUUGCUUGGGAAAUAGAAUUUUUCCCGAGAGGCGUCCGCUACAACCGUGCCAUGCUUAUUGGGGUAUUCAAUAUGACAAACAAUACCGAAAUUCCGGAGUCCAUCAUCAAAACGGUCCGGUUGAAGGUUCUGUGUCGAGAACGGCUAGAAGAUGAUCGGCGGUUUACGAUCGGUGUUCUGAUCAGUGGAGUCCAGAAUAAAAUCACCCACGUGCGGACGUGCCAUACCCGUAUGGCGUACUUCUCGAACGAGUUUCGAGUGUUGAACAUCGACAACCUCAUUCCGUACGAAGAGCUGGAACUGAGCGCUGUUGAUUUGAGCCCGCACCUGGUGGGAGAAAAACGGGACACCAUCAGGAUACAGGUCAUCAUUGCCCCGCUCGGAGAGUAUGGUUGCUCCGAGGCGCCACCGUUAGAGUUCCGGAACUUAUAACGUUGAACGGUCGUCUCCGGCACCGGAAAAACGAAAGUAUAUCUUUAGUUUUACUAUUUUAAAUAUUUUCGUUGCGACUUAGAGCAAAAUAAUGAGCCACACAAUUUAUACCUAAUAAUUAUAUUUUGUUGAAUAGUCGCCCGUUGAACGGAGCGCGGAGUAAACAAGAAAUAGGUUUUCUUCUCUGCAGCCCCAUUACAUUUGGCGACUGGAAGCCAAUCGAUAACCUUUGCUAUAAUUUGUAGAACCCGAGAGACAGGUGUAUCUCUCGAUAUUAUCAACUAGAAGAAUCACAUAGAUUUUACAGCAAUCAUGGAGAUGCAAGGGCUCUCGUGAUCCAUGUACCAAACAUGUUUUGCAAAUAUAUCUUAAAUGAACU